UUGGUCUCAACUGAAGGUGGUAAACUUCUUCUGGAACUGAACCGAUUGUUGAGGCCUGGUGGUUACUUUGUAUGGUCGGCUACUCCAGUUUACCGGAAGAAUGAAGAAGAUUCUGGGAUAUGGAAAGCAAUGUCAGAGCUGACAAAAGCGAUGUGCUGGAAGCUAGUGACCAUCAAGAAAGACAAACUGAAUGAGGUCGGUGCUGCCGUAUUCCAGAAGCCAACAUCAAAUCGGUGCUACAAUAAAAGAACUCAAAACAAGCCACCGCUCUGCAAAGAGUCCGAUGAUCCAAAUGCAGCCUGGAACGUUCUACUUGAGGCAUGCAUGCACAAGGUACCAGAAGAUUCAUCGAAGCGUGGAGCUGUGUGGCCUAAGCAGUGGCCACAAAGGUUGGAGACUGCUCCAGAGUGGUUGAGCUCUCAGGAAGGCGUUUACGGGAAACCUGCAGAAGAGGAUUUCAACACUGAUUACGAACGCUGGAAGACGAUUGUUUCAAAAUCAUACCUCAACGGUAUGGGAAUUGAUUGGUCUUCCGUGAGAAAUGUCAUGGACAUGAGAGCUGUCUAUGGAGGAUUUGCUGCUGCGCUGAAGGAUCUGAAAUUGUGGGUGAUGAAUGUUGUCCCCAUUGACUCAGCAGAUACACUUCCGAUAAUAUAUGAACGUGGUUUGUUCGGAAUGUAUCACGACUGGUGUGAGUCAUUCAACACUUACCCCCGAACUUACGACCUUCUUCACGCCGAUCAUCUUUUCUCUGCCCUGAAGAAGAGGUGCAAUUUGAUAUCGGUUAUGGCUGAAGUCGAUAGGAUUCUCCGGCCACAGGGAACGUUCAUCGUUAGAGAUGAUGUUGAAACAGUAGGGGAAGUCGAAAGGAUGGCGAAAUCGAUGAAAUGGGAAGUAAGAAUGACGUACUCAAAAGACAACGAGGGUCUGCUUUCGGUUCAGAAGACGUUUUGGCGCCCCAAAGAGGCCGAGACAAUAAAAUCGGCGAUCGCCUAACAAGCAGAGGAUCGCCAGCAACUCUUCCUUCACUCAAAACCAUUCCAUUGGUUAUUACACAGUUUGGUAAGUUGGUUCUUCAAGAACAUCAUCAAAUUGGUUGUCACUUUUCCAUAGGUAAGAUUCUUUAUCCACUUGCAAUCUGAAGGAAAUUGUAUACAUAAUUCACCCAUGAAAGUGUAGAAGUCAAAAAGAAGCUUGCUUUGUAUCUCUCCAUCCAUAUGAAAACUCGUAAGAUAUUUUUGGAUUUUUUGUAUGAAUUUAGUGGAAGACAGAUUGUUAGUAAUGAUUCUAAUGAACGAUUUUUACGGAUCAUUAUUAAGGCA
This is a messenger RNA of Tarenaya hassleriana, 1322 nucleotides long. Its product is annotated as probable methyltransferase PMT25. Gene Ontology annotation, cellular component: trans-Golgi network; endosome; cytoplasm. The annotation marks the transcript as partial. Lineage: Eukaryota; Viridiplantae; Streptophyta; Magnoliopsida; Brassicales; Cleomaceae. The record is from RefSeq and is a predicted model, not a curated record. Gene Ontology annotation, molecular function: methyltransferase activity. The transcript has 5 exons.